Molecule: messenger RNA, 1332 nt
Organism: Maudiozyma barnettii
Lineage: Eukaryota; Fungi; Ascomycota; Saccharomycetes; Saccharomycetales; Saccharomycetaceae
Gene: MRM1
Product: Mrm1p
Exons: 1
Coding region: 1-1332 (443 amino acids)
Biological process (GO): rRNA methylation
Cellular component (GO): mitochondrion
Molecular function (GO): RNA binding; RNA methyltransferase activity
Source: RefSeq, a predicted model, not a curated record
AUGUGGAAGAGAUCGUUUACUACUAGCAGGUCGCUGUUAUGGAAGAAUGCUGGUAAUGGCAACAACAAGAGAAGUUCUUUUGAUAAAUAUUUAGCAGUGGAGACUCCCAAAAAGUCAUGGCAAUCUAAUAAGAAUGGGUCACGAUUCUCUAAGAAUAGUAGUAGUAAUAAAGAAGAAUGGUUUAAAUCUAAGUAUGCCCAUGUACAUGCCAGACAGAAACGGGAACCUAUUAGAGACCCCUAUGGAAAGAAAGCUGCUCAUGAGGCCAAACUAAGUAAGAUUAAAGAAGAUUCAAAACUGCAAAGAACUGAACAUCGCCAAAGCUUUUCAUAUAAUGGUAGAACCAUGGACAAGUUACAAAUGAACCCUUUGUUAGAGUAUGUGUUUGGUACAAAUAGUGUCAUGGCUGCAUUGACUAAUCCAAGAAGACAUUCGUUCAAUAAAUUGUAUUAUUACGGUAAUGAUUCAUUAGAAUUAAUAACUAAUAAAUUGAAAGAACUUAAAUUAGAUGUACCAUUACAAGAAUCCAAUAAACAUGAAUUGAAUCAAUUGAGUAAAUUCAAUCUCCAUAAUAAUAUUGUUCUUGAGACCAAACCGUUACAAAAUACUGAGAUCAAACAUCUAGGACCCGUCAUACAACAAGAAGAAACCGAAUCCUCAACUUUCCAAGUGAGUUUAGUGAAUCAAAAUGAAGUUCCAAUAUUUGCAGAUGAAGUAGUCACUGAGAAACAAAACCAAAAUGCAAACGAUAUACUGAAACAAGUUCCUUUCGAUACAAAACUUAGCCAGGGGAAACGGUUCCCUGUUGGGAUAUUCCUAGAUGAGGUGAUGGACCCACAUAACGUCGGUGCCAUUAUAAGAAGUGCAUAUUUCCUUGGGGUCGAUUUCAUAGUGAUGACCAAGAAAAAUAGUUCUUCGUUGACUCCAGUGGUAUCGAAAGCAAGUAGUGGAUCGAUGGAAUGGGUACCCAUAUACCAUGUCGAUGACCCUGUCCAGUUUUUCAAAGAAUCACAACUAGAUACAAAUGGUAGUUGGACAUUUAUUACAAGUCAUUGCACAAGUGGAUCCACAGAAAAACCUGUGACACAGUUCAUCAAGGAUAAGACUUUAGCAAUUGUGGACCUCGAUGGAAUGCUACAAAGAUCACCAACGAUGCUCGUAAUGGGGAACGAAGGCUCUGGAGUACGCUCCAGUCUAAUCCAAAUAACUGACUACUUAGUAGAGAUCCCUUUCAACGGCCCACAGAGUCCAACCAUCGCAAGCACUGUAGACUCCCUCAACGUAAGUGUUGCAACUGCAAUCCUCAUCAACCAUCUCCUACCUUGUCCAUAG